AUGCUCAAAGUAGGCCUACGCAGUGUUGCUCGUCCCUGUCUCCGCGGUGGCAAUGUAGUAAACAGGGCAGUGCCCCGUGCAUUGACACUGGUCUCCAUGCAGCAUCGCAGAUUGGCGUCGUCGUACGUCGAGACGGAUAGAGGAGAGGGUAGACUGCUCAUCGAACAGCGGAAGGCAAGACCCAUCUCCCCACACCUCACCAUCUACCAGCCACAGUUGACGUGGUAUCUGUCGUCUGUGCAUAGAGUGUCCCUCGUGUUUAUGGGGUUUGCAUUCUAUCUGGUCACAAUACUGUUCGGUGUGAGUGGUCUGCUAGGGCUGAACGUCACGACGGAGAAACUGACCAAAUGGUACCACGACAGAGUGUCUGCUGUGUCGCAAUGGACGGUGAAGGUCGGUGCCGCGUACUUGUUUGCCCUGCACUACGGCGGGGCCAUAAGACACAUGUUCUGGGAUCUGGCAAAGGAAUUGACCCUCAAGGGGGUGUACAGGACCGGGUACGCUGUGCUAGGGUUUGCCGCGGUCGCCGGUACGUACUUGCUCACUUUGUAG
Huiozyma naganishii CBS 8797 is the source of this 552-nucleotide messenger RNA. It is a transcript of the gene SDH3, whose product is annotated as succinate dehydrogenase cytochrome b subunit SDH3. The record is from RefSeq and is a predicted model, not a curated record. Gene Ontology annotation, molecular function: succinate dehydrogenase activity; electron transfer activity. Bases 1 to 552 code for a protein of 183 amino acids. NCBI's taxonomy places the organism in Eukaryota, Fungi, Ascomycota, Saccharomycetes, Saccharomycetales, Saccharomycetaceae. Gene Ontology annotation, biological process: tricarboxylic acid cycle; mitochondrial electron transport, succinate to ubiquinone. Gene Ontology annotation, cellular component: membrane. The transcript has a single exon.